Halteromyces radiatus is the source of this 829-nucleotide messenger RNA. RefSeq lists its product as uncharacterized. Gene Ontology annotation, cellular component: nucleus. Lineage: Eukaryota; Fungi; Mucoromycota; Mucoromycetes; Mucorales; Cunninghamellaceae. The record is from RefSeq and is a predicted model, not a curated record. The transcript has a single exon. Gene Ontology annotation, biological process: regulation of transcription by RNA polymerase II. Bases 32 to 751 code for a protein of 239 amino acids. Gene Ontology annotation, molecular function: DNA-binding transcription factor activity, RNA polymerase II-specific; protein dimerization activity; RNA polymerase II cis-regulatory region sequence-specific DNA binding.
UUUUUUUUUAACAUACAGUAUAUAGCCCUUAAUGUCGUCCCAUUCCUUACCACAACAAAUAUCACCACCUAUGGAAUACAAAGAGGAUACUAUUGACGGAACAACUCCACCUACUUCACCGAGAGUUCUACCACCUAUUGACCUACCACUUCCUAUGAUGCCAUAUCCAGCCAUUCAUUUUCCACCCACACCACUUCAUACGUUUUCAUCACCACCACCAUUAACACACUUAUCACCUCCUUCCGGCUCUCCUACUACCAAAAAACAUUCAAAAACAACCAAACCAGUAGCUACCAAAACCAUGAAAAGGACCACAGCUGAUGAUCGAGAACAUCAUCGUCGACUAUCCCAUAGUGCUAUUGAGAAACGACGGCGAGAACGCAUCAACGACAAGAUCGAUCAAUUAAAACAUUUGAUUCCAUCCUGUUGCCCAUCACCAGAUACCCUUCCUUCCGCAUCCAUGCAUCAACCCCUUCACAAAUUGUCCGUAUUGCAGGCCGCUAUUGAUUAUAUUCAUCAACUACAUUCUCAGCUUGUCCAACAACAUGAGCCUUCAUUAUCGCUAUCGUCAGCAUUGUCCUCAUCCACAUCUUCAUCAUCCGUCACUUCAUCAUCAUCAUCAUCAUCAUUAGAAAAGGAAAACAAUGUACAUCCUCUAUCAUCUGAUCUACAAUUCGCUAGAGUCGUUGCCCAUGCUCGACGUCAACAUCAACUUCAUGAAAAUUCUCUUGAUGACUCAUCCAAAGUUUAGUUAGUGAUAGAAAUGAUGAUUACUCAAUAGUAUUGAAAUAAUAACAUUAAUAAUAAAAAAGUUUAUCAUUAGAAAUAU